Messenger RNA from Anopheles nili, 3238 nucleotides. RefSeq names its product structural maintenance of chromosomes protein 5 (gene SMC5). Gene Ontology annotation, cellular component: Smc5-Smc6 complex. Gene Ontology annotation, molecular function: ATP binding; ATP hydrolysis activity. NCBI's taxonomy places the organism in Eukaryota, Metazoa, Arthropoda, Insecta, Diptera, Culicidae. Gene Ontology annotation, biological process: double-strand break repair via homologous recombination. The record is from RefSeq and is a predicted model, not a curated record. Bases 1 to 3111 code for a protein of 1036 amino acids. The transcript has 5 exons.
AUGUCUCAAACGAUAGUUGGAAAGAUUGCAUCUGUGUCGUUACAGAACUUUGUGACGUACGAUUCGGUUGUGCUCUAUCCGGAUGAAUAUCUCAACAUAAUACUCGGACCAAACGGGACCGGAAAAUCAGCUAUCGUUGCCGGUAUCGUGCUCGGAAUGGGAGGCACCUGCAAGCUUCUUUCCAGAUGCGAAAAUAUCGAUAGCUACAUCAAGAACGGGAAGGACAGCGCCACUAUUCGCAUUUCGAUCUACCAUGAUAACCAGCGAACCGUUCAAUGGUUUACCCGAAAGUUCGACCAUAACCGCACCAACACGUUCCAAAUCGAUAACGAGACGGUUUCGCAGCAAGCCUAUUUGCAGCAGAUCCGUACGUACAACAUUCAGGUUGAAAAUCUGUGCCAGUUCCUGCCGCAGGACCGCGUGCAAGACUUCACGAAGAUGAACCCACGUGAGCUGCUGUUAAACACACAAGCGUCAGUUUGCACGGCAGAAGUGCAGAGGUGGUAUGAGGAGCUGAAGGAACUGUACUCUUCCCAGCAGAAAAGCAAAACCCUGGUUCAAGAAAAUGCAAUCCGAAUACUAGAUCUAGAGGCGAGGUUGGCGAAUCUAGGGCUGCAGCUGGAAUCGAUGCGCGUACGGAGGGAAUUUGAGGUGAAAAUGAGGGUGUGUCAGGCGCGUAAAGCAUGGCUGGAAUAUGAGGAGUUGUUCGUGCAGUACACGGGCAUAGUCAGUGAUCAUAAACUGGCCAAAAAGUCAGCGGUGGACAAAGAGCAACAGUACAAUGAAUGCAAGGACGAAAUGUCAGCGAUCUUAGCGAAAAAGAAUGAACUGGAGCAGUCCAAAGCGAAACAGGUCGCGAUAGCGCAGCGUAGCACAGACGAGAUUAACGGGCUGGAGGAGAAAACCGAACGGCUGGAAGAUUCAAUCGUGAGACAGAAGCGCGAGUUGUUGGAUGCAUUAUCAAAGGCAGAAGAAAGGCAUAUGGAGCUGGAAGAGGCUAAGGUCAUGUUGGCUGCGUUCGUACAAGACUGCGCAGAUGCGGCCACGUUGCUUGGUUCCGAGGAUCAGGUUAAGCGGCAAAUCGCCAGCACCGAUAUGGCUGAAUCGAAAAUUCGCGCUGAAAACGACUUACUAAUGGGCCGGCGGCAAGAGUUGAACCAGAAGAUCGACACCGAUCUGAAGCCGGAAAUGAUGAGCAUCCAGCGAAGCAUCGAAACAAUCGAGAACGUAGCGAACAACCGGUUGAAGAUAUUGCAGACAAGGUUCGAGGGCACGUACAGAGCGGUGAUGUGGCUGCGUGAGAAUCAACAUCUGUUCCAAGGCAAAAUCUACGAACCGAUGAUCUUAGAGCUGAAUGUGCCUGUGUUGGAAAACGUUCCAUAUCUGGAAAACACGAUCGGUGUGCGAGAUUUGAUUGCGUUCACGUGCGAGCAUACGGAGGACAUGAAUCUGUUUCUGCGCAAAAUUCGCGAAGAGAUGCGCAUCGAGGGAGUGAAUGCGAUCCAAAGCGAUCCGGCGGACCAGUUGCACUACCAACCGCGAUAUCCGAUCGCCGUUCUGCAGAGGUUCGGCUUCCACAAAUACCUGAUCGAAAUGGUAGAGGGACCAUUCCCAGUGCUAAACGGGUUGUGCAAGCUGUACGGGCUUCACAACAUCCCCGUCGGUAAACCGGAGUCAGCGAAGUACGUCACUUCGCUGCCAGACGAGAUCGGUGUGUUCUUCACGCCCACCAACCGCUUCCAGGUAUCGAAAUCCCGCUACACCGGAGAAAAAUCUACUCGGAGUGAUGCGCUACGUACAAUGAAUCUGUUGAAUCGCUCCACCGAUCAUGCUCUGCUGGCUGAGAAGCGACAGCAGCACCAGCGGCUGGUGCGCGAGUGUGACAAAAUCCGCAACCAACGCGGCCAGAUCGAGAACCACAUCAAGGAUCUGCAGGAUCGGUGUGCCAAGGUGCGGGAAGAGAAACGAGACCUGCAGGAGCAGCUGUCGAAGUAUCAGCAGACGAAGAUGAAAGUCCAGCGGCAGCAGCAGAAGUGCACUGAGCUGACGCAGCGGCUCAUCAACGUGGACGAAGAACGGAUCAAGUUUGAGGAGUCUUGCCAAGCCAUCAUCAAGCAGAUUCUGGACGGGCAGCGGCGAAAGGUCGAGGCGCUGGAGCAGUACGCAGCAGCCAGCCGAGAGCACGAUCUGGUCGAGCAGAGGUUGCGCAUCUUCGAGGAGCAAAAUAACGAACGGGAGGCUAACUUCCGCUCCAUCGAGGACGCUCACCUGUCGGCUAAGCGGACGUUCGCUAACGUGGAAAAGAAGCUGGCAGACGUGAAGGAAAAAACGAACAAGAAAAAUGGCGAGGCUCGCUCGCUCACGCGGAACAAAACGCCUGACAAGCCAGACUUUCCAUACCGCGAGCAGUUUGCUACGUUACCGGACACGAUUGAGCAGGUGGAGUCGCAUCUAGAGGACUUGCGCGUUCGAUUCGAAUGUUUGCCCGAGGAGAACGAGUCAGCAUACGAGGAACAUGCUCAAAAACAACGCCAGCUGGAGAAAUUACGCUCGGGUAGCGCCAGCGGUGAGCAGAGCGUAGCCUCGCUCGAAAGUCGCAUGGUCGAGCUGCACGGACGAUGGUUUCCGGAAAUGCAGCGCGUCGUGCAGAAGAUAAAUGGCAAGUUUUCGCACUUCAUGAGCUCGAUGGGUUUCGCCGGGGAGGUGGAGCUGAUAUGGCAGGACGAGCGUAAUUACGAUCAGUACGGCAUUCGGAUAUUCGUGAAGUACCGGAACGAGGAGAAGCUGAGCGCUCUCGAUCGCAAACUCCAGUCGGGUGGUGAACGAGCGGUCGCGAUCGCCAUCUAUACACUCUCGCUGCAGCACAUGACUCAGGUGCCGUUCCGAUGCGUGGACGAAAUCAACCAGGGUAUGGACCCUACCAACGAACGCAAGGUGUUCAACAUGCUCGUGGACGAGACGUGCCGCGAGGGCCAAUCGCAAUACUUUUUCGUUACACCGAAGCUGCUACCGCGGCUCAAGUACAACGAUAAGAUGAACGUUAUCGUGGUUCACAACGGGAAGUUUAUCGAGAAUCCGGACGUCUUUAUACCACCCAACCAGCGGGGAUGAGUGUAAAAGGACAAAGCACUGCUGGAGCUGGCACAAGUAGAACGUGUAUCACAUUACAAUGUUUUAGAUGUUCGAUUGGGUUUUAGCUACCUUGACAUAUCGUGUAAAAAAUCUAUUUUAAGUUAUA